AUGGCUGCCGCAAUCUCCACCAUACACGCGCCUGCCAUCACAAUGGCUUCUGCACUCAAUUCGCUUCCAGUGCUGCGCGCCUGUGCCUUCCGGCCACGCGCAACCAUUCUCCGACCACAAAAUGCUGUGAUAGGAGUCAAGCGUCCAGCAUACCGCUCCUUCGCCGAUGACAAAAGCAAUCAACUCCCCGAAGCAGAGGAGGGCGACAAGGGCCCCAACAUGGACCAGGCAGCACACGUCAGUGAGGAGGCUGCGAAGAUGGCCAAGAUUCAAGGUGGUCAAGGCCCGGAUAUCGAGGGCCAGGGAACAGCAGUGCAAGAUAUCCUCAAGAACGAGAAGGAUACACGCCAGAAUGCGCCACAGGUCAUGCAGGAAGAGGCGAAGAAGGGCAAGGACGGGCCAAAGCCAGGCACAAGGCCGUUCUCGACGCUUGCACGGCGACAGGUAGAGCUGACUCCUGCCUCCGAGUCGUCAGAACCAUUAGACUCAUCAAUGCUCCCUACAGCCGCCGAGCAAGCCGACCACGACGCAGAACUAGACGCCUCGUCCAACCUGCCCGUACCACAGCAAGGAGGCGAAGGUCACAAGUUUCCGCUACCCGAGCUACCUCUCGCCCAAGGCUUGAACAAAGACUACCGAUACGAUCCCGUCGUGCAGCAAAUAACGAACCUGAUCAUGCAAGACGGCAAGAAGGCUGCCGCGCAACGCAACAUGGCUACCAUCCUCAACAUCCUACGAACGACGCCCGCGCCUACAUAUAGCCCCACGCGACCAUUACUACCCGGCGCACCGCCCGCUAGCCAUCUCCCACUCAACCCAACGCUAUACCUUACUCUCGCCGUCGACAGUGUAGCACCGUUACUGCGCAUUCGCUCGCAAAAAGGCGCGGCAGGUGGUGGUGUGGCGCUGCAGAUUCCUGUACCCUUGGGUCUCCGGCAGAGGAGGCGCACAGCGUUUGAGUGGAUAUUGGACGCGGCGGUGAAGAGGAAGUCGCGUGGAAGUGGAAACGAUAUGUUUGCAACCAAGGUCGCAGACGAGUUGAUCGCGAUCGUAGAGGGAAAGAGCACUGUGUGGGAGAAGAGAUUGGGUGUGCAUAAGCUGGCAACUACGGCAAGAGCGAACUUGUCAUAUGGUAUUCGAGGCAGGAGAUGA
This is a messenger RNA of Fulvia fulva, 1152 nucleotides long. RefSeq names its product 37S ribosomal protein S7, mitochondrial. Gene Ontology annotation, molecular function: rRNA binding; structural constituent of ribosome; mRNA binding. The transcript has 2 exons. The record is from RefSeq and is a predicted model, not a curated record. The coding region runs from base 1 to 1152 and encodes 383 amino acids. Gene Ontology annotation, biological process: ribosomal small subunit assembly; translation. Gene Ontology annotation, cellular component: ribosome. NCBI's taxonomy places the organism in Eukaryota, Fungi, Ascomycota, Dothideomycetes, Mycosphaerellales, Mycosphaerellaceae.